Ipomoea triloba (trilobed morning glory) is the source of this 1972-nucleotide messenger RNA. Its product is annotated as putative UPF0481 protein At3g02645. Bases 182 to 1753 code for a protein of 523 amino acids. The record is from RefSeq and is a predicted model, not a curated record. NCBI's taxonomy places the organism in Eukaryota, Viridiplantae, Streptophyta, Magnoliopsida, Solanales, Convolvulaceae. The transcript is spliced from 2 exons.
UAUGGAAUUGAAAGAUACAGGUGAAAUUGUCCUUCUGAUGGGGAUAUGGAGUGAAGUAUACUCUUUUACUAUAUACACAUUUAGAUUUUGCCUACACCCUGCAGAUAUCCUUUCUAAGUUUCUAUGCUUGUAAAGCUGAAUUGCAUCAGAAAGGGAAACAAAGAGAAUCACACAGACAAACAUGGCAGACAUUUCAGUGUUCAGUCCAUCCAUAGACGAAAAAAAAUGGGUGAGCCAAGGAAGCAGAGCAUUAGACUCACCACAACUCGCCAUAGAAAUCGAUUUCACCCCUUCCAUCUUUCAACUCCCAAAAGCCAUCACUGAAGCCAAGCCGGAAUCUUACACGCCGCAGCACAUCGGCCUGGGAGCCUACCAUCAUCUCCGGCCGGAGCUCCACGUCGCCGACAUGCAAAAGCUCGCAAAAGUCAAGACAUUUCUGUCGUCCAGGAAUUUCUCCGACGACUUCCUCGGAAAAACGAGGGGUUUGGAGCCGGCGGUUCGAGCUUGCUACGAUAAGUACUUGGAUCUUGAAUGCUCCACUCUAGACUACAUCGUCGCCAUUGAUUCCCUCUUCUUGCUCGAUUUUCUCGGCUCCUAUGACGACAAAACUGAGACAGAGAAUCUCGAGCCCGGCCUCCGAGAAUUCGCCAAGGAUGUUGCAAUGCUGGAGAACCAAGUUCCGGCAUUUGCUGUGGCGGAGAUGGGGAAGGAACUGGAUUUGUUCUCGCCGGAAAAGGGUACGCCGGAAACCAUGUUGUAUUCCCAGCUGUUUUACUACUUCUGCAAAGCCCACUCUCCGCUCAAACUGACGGAGCUGCGGAAAGACCGCCGUACUGAGAGUAAACACCUCUUAGCUCACAUGUAUUAUCUCAUUGUAAACAACCAUGGCCGUAUAGAAGUAGAACAAGAAAGCAUGCUAGGAAGUAAAGCCAAUAUCACAGAGAUUGGAACAGAGGUUUUAUCUGCAUUAACUGAUCUAGGACUUGGAGGACCCAUUGUUAAAUCACUUCAGUUUACCUUCAAAUCUCUGCAAGUUUGGGAGAACAGUAAGUUAGCUGCAGAGCUGAGUAAAGAUCAAGAACAGAAAGCAAACACAAAUAAGAUUCAGAUUCCUUCAGUGUCAGAGCUGUCUGAGAAAUACAAGGUGGAGUUCAAGCAGGUGUUUUUUGGAGGGAUUAGGCAUAUCGAGUUCGAGAAUGAAGACGAAGGAAAACCCACGAUUUAUCUCCCCGAAAUCACUCUGAAACAUGAUUCAGAAGUGGUGUUAAGAAACUUGGUAGCCUAUGAAGCUGCAAUUGCCACCCCAGAGUCCAGUUUGGAGCUUGGUGAGUAUGUUGAUUUGAUGUGCGGGUUAGUGCAUACAGACAAAGAUGUGUCGUUGCUGCGCGAGAAGGGUAUUGUAAAGAGCGACCUGAAUGAUGAACAAGCUGCUGAAAUCUUUAACGGGUUUAGCAGAUCCGCGGGGCAUCUGAAGGAGUCAAAAAGCGGGAAGGUGGUGAGGCAAGUGAAGGAGAUGGUGGAGAAAUGGGAGAAUAAGAAGGCAUGGAAAAGGCUGUGGAGAUUUCUCGAGAAGAAUGUCAAGAAUGCGGUCGAGUUUCUGAGGAAGCCUAGUGCAAUUGCAAUGAAGUUUGCUUUGUACAUCUUCAUGGUACUGCUGUUAGUGCUGCAGAUAAUGCAAGCAUAUUGCCAGUUCUAUGGAUGCAGCAAGGGGGAAUCUGAGACCAAGGCUCUCAGUUUAAUGAUGUCUGGUUAGUUCUUAGUGGUGUCAUCAUGUGUUUAUGUUAGUGCUCUUUCAUUUGUCUGCUUAAUAAUGAUGUCUGGUUCAUGUGUUUAUGUUAGUGGAUUAUUGGUUUCAUGUUAGUUCUCUUUCAUUUGUCUGCUUAAUAUUAUCCUCUGAAACUAACUUCAAGUAAUGUUCUUUAGUCACAGAUUAGCCUGAUUUCAAGAAAAUCACAUCUAUCAAUUAGUUUUC